Messenger RNA from Odontomachus brunneus, 12646 nucleotides. It is a transcript of the gene Oamb, whose product is annotated as octopamine receptor Oamb. Gene Ontology annotation, molecular function: G protein-coupled amine receptor activity. The coding region runs from base 7910 to 9583 and encodes 557 amino acids. Gene Ontology annotation, cellular component: membrane. The transcript is spliced from 10 exons. Lineage: Eukaryota; Metazoa; Arthropoda; Insecta; Hymenoptera; Formicidae. The record is from RefSeq and is a predicted model, not a curated record. Gene Ontology annotation, biological process: adenylate cyclase-activating adrenergic receptor signaling pathway.
UUUCGCAUCCCGGAUUCUUCUCGUUCGUCUUCUCUUCCUCGCCUCCGAAACGCGGGUAUUAACGGGUCACGAGCAGUACACCAACGCGUGCGUUUGCCCAGCCUACCGAGAGAUCCAGCGAGGGACCCCCGUUGGCGGGACAGAACACGGGACACGGCGCCAAAGAUAUGCCUGCACCCUGCAUCGCGCAUGCGGCUGCAGUCGCACGGGACGCCCGGAUCCUCAGUGCGCUCGUCACUCGCGACGCGUUCGGGACGAAUCUCUCUCGCUCCUCUCGCUCGUCCCUCAGGACUUCCGCCGGUUCGCCGCCAAACUCUUUUCCUCCCCGUCGCAGACGUCGGCGCACAUCGGCGGCACGCGGACGCGAUUCCAUAUUACGCGUUUCCAAAGUCGCGGAAGAGGAGUAGCCACCUCAGGCCAAAUGGCCGGUCCCCCGCGGGAAAAUCCGCGAGAGACGACAAAAACGGAAGAGGUGGAGGAGAGGGAACCGCUCGAUCGACCGGCCGAUCGACCGGUGUCGAUGUAGAUGCCGGCGGGGGAGGCGAGAGAAUCGCCGAACGACGAGGACUAGCUUGACACGUUAGGUAUCCAUGUGGCGCACAGGUGUUCUCAGAUCGUGCUGUCAAUCGCUCGGAGUGAUUGGCAGGUGUUAGCGUGGCAUGCAACAGGAUGAGCCGGCAGGAGAACGCCGGCAGAGGAACUUCGGCCUGACGCGGCGGCAGUCCGGCGCUAAGUAGACGCUGCCGCCCGGAGGAUGGAAUGAACGCGAGAACGGAAUAAAUCGCAGAGAAGGCGCGUGCUCGUGGAAUGAAUUACUCGUGCCACAAGAGGACUUUCUGCACCUGCUCCACCUGCUCCUCAAAGUCCUCCUAGGGAAGCCGUCGCGCUUUCGACCCAGUCGAUCGAAAUAAUGCGAUCGAAGCGCAUCAAGAGGCAGGCUCUCUUCAGGUUGCUGCGAUACAGACAGUGCGCCAGGUGCUGGAAGAUAACUUAGCGCAUCGGAGAGUACUCGGGGCUAUAAAUUGGCGAGGGACAUCCGACGACAGAGAGGCAGAGAGAGGACGAGAGAGAGGGAUAGAGAGAAAGAGAGAGAGGGAGAGAGAGAGAUCGACGGAAGUGGAGCACAAAAAAUAAAUACACGCACGAGAGCAGACGAGACUGAUCGCGCUCGAGCGUAAUCUCACCCCACAGACUGUGAUCUUUAUUCCUAAACACCGACUGCAGGUUCUCUCUCUCUUUCGACGCGUGCACGCCGCCAAAAGACUGAUCACAUUGUAGACUUUCUCAGCGCCGUCGCCGAGAAACCGUCGCGGCAACAAUCCGUAUCGAUCGAACCGGCCGAUUGUCGUCGCGAGUACCUUGCCCUUCCUUUUUCCCUUCGCGCCCGCGACGAGUGGCACCACGUUCUCCCCGAGUGUCAUCUGUACGCCUCGAGACUCCCGCGUCGUCCGAGAUUGAUGGCAGUACUGAAACCGUAUCGUCUCUCGUUCGCGAGUGCUUAUUAACGUCUUCAUAGGGCGUGUACCGAUCGCGCACAAAUCCGAAGAGAAUCCCCUUCGUGGAGCCAGCGGGACAUGUACGCAGAGUCGUGUCGUGUUCCAACGACCGCAUAAACGACGUCGGCGAGACACGAGCCUCAUCGUAUCAGAGGAACAACGUCGGUCGGGUGUCGGCUCGCCGAGCUCGAUCACGGGCGAGUCGAGGUCUCCUCGACACCGUUCUCGAUCACUUGAGAACGCCGUUCUCCAUCCCGCGGUCGAAGCUUGGCGCGUCUCGGGGUAGCCACGCGAGGACGAUCGCGCUCGUGUCCCCGAGGUCGCCGGGAAUUUGCCUCGUGCUAGGCGAAGAGGCCAGGCGGGACGAUAUUUGAAGGCUUGCCGAACUCCAAAGAGGAGGAGAGAAUCGUGACGUUGAGGAAGCAAACUCGAGUGGUACUCGGCUCGAGCCGCCGAUAGCUGGAGCGAGCGAACGGCUCGUUCUGUUCGGCGAAAAAUUGUUUCGCCGCAUCGGCAGAAAGAGGAUCGGCCGGCUCGUUAUAAAGCCAUUCCGCGUCAUCGACGAGAUCGCGAAAGAAUCCGCGAAACUUCGGGCUCCGUAAUAUCCGGACAGCGAGGGGAUCCGGAGGGGAAAAGGGGAGCGGCGGAAAGGUAAUAAUAAAAUUGAGGAAGAGUCACAAUUAAAAGGGGACGCAGGGGCGGUCGGGGAGAAAUAUAGGAGGGAGGAGUAGCUGGAGGCGGGCACAGGCCGAGUUAUUACUCGCGAGUGAGCAUUUUAAACGUUCAGAUCGAGUGGCAGGAAAGGAUCGAACGGCGGAGAAGUCGAAGAAGAGGCAAUUAAGAAGCGGAGGAGCGCCGGGGGUGGCGGCGGGGCUGAUUGGUCGAAACAUGAAAAGGCGGGAUUUGAGCGGAUGAUUCAAGCCAGCUCGGCGCAUCGUGGAGAGAUAUUUCAGAGGGCAGAGAAUUAAGUCGAAAGAACGAGAUUUUCCGUUCGGUACGCUCGCGGAAAUAUAUACGGAAGUUCAAUGGACGUGGGAAAAAACCCGUGGCGAAUUCUCGCCUAUGGCCGCCGAAAAUUGCGCCUCUAAUUAGCGAGAAUCUCGCGGUUGUUGGAGUUUGAGUUUUCGGCGCGUCGUUGGAGCACGCUCUCGGGGAAGGUUUCGGUUCGGCGUGGCAAGCAGAGGUGGACGUCAAAGGAUACUUCGCGGGGGUAGAAGAGAGAAGCAUAGCGUGGGAAAUAACUGUAUUGGAAACUCGCUGGUCGUUUUCCUCCGGCGUCGCGAAAGAAUCCGGCAGGAAGGUUCUCGACUCGCUCGGUGGACAUUAGUGUGCCGCGCCGCGACGAUCUGACGUCCGUCUUCUGGCCUUCCGGCACGCGGAAGAGCAGCCGUGGCGACACGGGAUCAACUCAUCGGGAAUUCAUCCGGCGUGCCGGCGGAAUUCGAGGGAUAAGUCGCGACCCGUGUCAAGACGGAUCGCUGGGAAUUCAUUUGGUAUCAAGAGACAUGGUUGUGUCUCGCGCCCAGUGCACGCGGGAGCAAAGCUGGAACGACACACUUAUGGUUGUUCACGCGACUUCUUUGGCUGAGCGGAGACAGAAUUUCGAGUUCGAUCGUAACUGCUAGUUUGAUUGAAUCGAUUCCUGAAGGUCGAUUUACAUACAAUAAAACAGUUUCCAUUUUGUAUCCUAUCUGCUCUACGUAUCAAAUCACCGCAUCCUCUAGAAGAAAGACCCGUGGUAAACGCCGAGGGAGUCGCGAGGUACCAAGAUAAUUGGAGAUUCGUGUAGACUCGCGGGAGUGCGGACAAAGGGGUGGGAAGUAGCGGACAGUGGACGUCUUAAUUGAAGAGGAAAUAAGAGAAAUGAGAGAGGUGGAAAUUGCGGGAAGAAGAAGAAAUCGAAAUUUCGAAGCAGCCACGCGAAUCCGGACUAGUGAACGAAAGACUCGAUCGAGUUGCCUCCCGAACUCGAAUUAGAAGCUGCUGGAAAGCGUUUUACUUUCGCGAAGAAUAUAUAAGCUCUUCAAUGACGAAGAUCAACGGAGAAGCUGAGGCAACGGAGGAAACAUCAUCAAGGAAGAGAAUCGUUCGCGACUAAAACCCAACGUCGCCCCCGAUAAAUAGAAGAUUCUCGUCGCUCGCGAAGAUCGUCGAGUAAUCGUGUCGGGAAGAGAGAACAAGCCUGAACAGAACGAAGAGGAAAGACGCAAAGAUGGAAGAAAAUCUUGUAAUUUGCUAAGCGAUUCCGAUACCAGCCUCGGUGUCAUCGGCGCGAGGUGGGGGAGAUCAAAUUUUUUGCCCGCGGUUUCGCGAGAAUAGACGAAGCGCGACACGGGAUCGGAGAUAUUGAGACCGGCAAAUAAAACGCCCGCGCGCGUUCCUCGCUGGGGUGAGAGGAAGCGAGCGAGACAGGGAGGCUGAAGGAGAAAGAAAGAGAGCAAAAGAGAGACGCAAAGUCCGUGGACGAAAUUGAUCCGGAGAGUUCCCAGUAUUUUCGGCAGCGAAACUACCCCCCAGGAGCCUGUAUUUUCGGGGUGGCAACAAACGUACAGUAAAGAUCGUCGGCAACUGCGCCGAAAACUCAAUUCUCGCCGUUUCGGGCGGCACGUGAUCGUACUUCGAGGAAGUCGCCGAAAAAGAGAACGGCUCGGUCAUCGCCAACGCCGAUUGCUCCUUUUCCCUGAUCGCGUGCGAGGGUCAGCCGGCGGCUGACGGGGGGCUUGCGAAGGAAGCGAUUGCAAUUUCCAGUCGGCCACACGUAACAGUAAAUUCAUUGCGCUGCUGGCGUAAUCCUGAGGGACGAGUGUGCGCGCGGACGCGCCCGCGCGCACGUGUAGGGCGUCCUGAAUCGGGAUUCCGAGACUUAAGGCGAAUACGAGCGCUCCGAGACUCCGUUUGUUAAGGACAGCACGUAUACACACGGGGACUCGGCCGUUUUUCCAAUCGCCGAUACCAUCCCGACGAAAACGAACGGCUGUGCCAUCGCGGAGGGAUCUCCGUUCGUGCCGGGGGCCGUCGUGUCUUCGCGCUCCGACAUCCUCCCGCUGUGAUGAUCGACGGCAACCCGUGAUCUCGCGCCAGGCGACAACAGCGAGAACAGCUCAGAGGUGGCGGAGAAGGCGCGGAGGAAGACAAGGCAGGAUUCUCGCUCCGUGAGAAUUUGGCGCGAGGCGCAAGCGUGAACUUUCCGCGAACGAGAGAGCGUGGUGAGAAUCGGGAAACGAUUUCAUCGAAACAAGAAUAAUUCUUUCUCUCUAUCUCUCUCUCUUUUCCUCUCUCUUUAUCCGACGGUGGCUUUCCUCGCGCGCUUAUUAAAUAUGGAAGGACGAAAGAAACUCAAUCCGCGCGUUUGAAUAUUCUUGCCAGGCGUACCGAGCACCACGUCGUUCGCACGCGCUCAUCGUCGUAACGGAGGCUCCGCCGACGUUGAAGAAGAAAACGGCAGCCAGGAAAUAAGGGAUUUCCACUGGACGGAGGAUCGUGAAAUAUUCGGCAGUGCGUAGAGGCGGAGGAAUCGGAUUCGCGCCACCUCGUUUUGCGAGGUGAGCAAUAGGGAUCGCCCCGACAGGUCCUAUCGCGCGCAUGAUAGGGUGCGAGAGGGCUGAAAAAUUUAGACGGUGGAACAAUUUUUAUUCGUCGCAACGACCGCGCGCUCAAUCGACGGGCAUCGCAAUAUCGUAAGCUGUCUCGCGCGAAUCCGAUCGUGUGUGAGAUGUGUUUGGGUGAGCGGGUGUAUAUGUGUGUGUGUACUCAAAGUUGUGAAAGUCUCGUUUCUUCUUCUUCUUCUUCUCGCCCGAUAAGAAGAUUCCCCGCGCGUCCUUAAGUAGUUGCAGCGAGCACGGUAACGCGAAGCCAGGAAUUUAUUGAACGACAGGCAAGAAAUCGCGCGAGCGCCCGGCUUCUCUUCGGCCAGAUCGUCCGAGGAAACGGUGGCGCAACGCUCCCACCCUUUUGUCGUUAUCAUCCGGAUAGAUAAGCAAAGGGCGGGAUUCAGGAUUCCGCUGGGAAAGGAGCGCGCGGAUCUCAUCGAUUCUUUCCCGCGGGAGGAUUUCAUACACUUCUCGGACGACACAGCUGCACGAGCGAACGAGGGUGGAAACGUCAAGGGUCGUCAGGGUCUCGUGAAAUCGCCAUCGAUUUAUAUACCGGGAAGAGACUCGCCCACGGUUUCCCAGACGGUCGCAAAUCGUUUCCUAAGCGGCCUGAGAAUAGACGAGGUAGGCACUCGGCCCUUCUCUCUCUCUCGAGAAAAAGAACCAACUAUAAUAGCGGAGGACGUCGGCCGACGACUGUUCCUGAUUACGGCGAGGCCGUUUUCAAUUUCUGGCAGAAUAACGUCGAUCUCGCGGACGGAAGGAGCUAGACGGUGGAAGAGUCCCGCCAGAUUCGAUUUGGUAACGGCAUCUUCGUGAGGAGAGGGCGAGAAGUCGAAGGGGGUGGCUGUGACGCUUGUAGCGGUGAUUGUGGCGGUGGCAGUAGCUGUGCCGGUACGUGAGUCAUCGUGGGUGGUGUGUGCGGGGGCGUGAAAAGUGCAGCCGAGGCAAUACAGAGCGGGGUCGAGCCUGCGGGGGCGAGUGAGCGCUUGUGUCGCGGGUACCGGCAAUAUAUUCGGCGGCGAGAAAAAAACGCGUGACAGCUCUCCACCACGGCUGGUGGGGAAAAGACGACCCGGGUCGGCGGUGUCAGGGUGCGCUGGAGUGCUCGGAGGAUACGUGGGAUACACGGCCGUGCUUCCUUUUCGGAAAAACGUUAAUGGAACUGCGCACGUGGGACGAGCGGCGACGCGCGGCAUUUCCACCACCACCACCGCUACGCGACGACGACGACGACUACGCUGACGGACGAUUAAGGGCGACUCAUUCAUUCACGUAGCUUCCUUCCGUAGCGACGUUCUCGCGUGUUCGCGCGCUACUCUACCCCGACGCGCGCCGUCUUCACGUGCGGAACGAUAUCGUGAUAGCAUCGAGGUAUCGCGGCUGAUAUCGCGCUUCUCGUCGUGGGGCAGAAAAAAGCACGUCGCAGGAAAAUUGGCGAACGAACGGGAUUGCUUUCUGGCAAAAUCGGGGAAGCUUCUGCGGAGUCGCGAAUCGAAAUGAUCUGACUCGGGCCGCGAAAUUCGGCAGUGAGAAGAGAAAGAGAGAGAGAGAGAAAGAAAGAGAGAGGCUGCUUGGGGAUGAAAGGAAGAGAGAAACACUAGAUCCCAGCUUCCCCGAAUUCGAUACUCCCGCAGAGCCUCUCGUCGCGAAACACCGUCGAUUACAGGCCGCGUAACGUUAGACGAUAUCCAAGGCGAACAGCAGCGUUGUACUUUGUGGAGCGGAGUGCUAUCGAUUAUAUCCGAAACAACGUUCCGCGUACUAUUCACGACCACGAAAUUAAAGCACCGGAUUGACUAGUGCACAGAGCACUGUAUCGGCUGCUAUCGGCAUUCAGCGUACUCGACGGUUGCCGCAUUAACGAGCUCGCCCGAGCGUGAUCUCGCGGAAAUAUCAGCGAUAAUUCACGGCGAUUGGACUUUAAUUAGCGGCCUCUCUGGAGCCCGGUGAACGUCACGAUUGGUCGAGGAUAAACGAAAAUCUCGACGAGGAAGCGGCCAGAGGAGAGAGCGCGUAGAAAACAUUAAAGUGUCGGGUCAACGAGGUCGGAGGUGUGCUUAUGUGCCGUUUGGUGAACUCGAGCACGUGACUAUCACUUCCCCUUCUUCUUUCCCUCUUAAAGAACCGGUGAUAACCUUAAGGGAAAUUCCGAAACAACAGUCGUUAAUAAAAUCGUGCGCGCGACAGUGUCCCGCGAGCGUGACAGAAUUCUUGAAUGAGACUGGACAGGCAGUUCGCGUAAGAAGAUAGAUUAAGGAAAUUUUUCAUAAAUCAUUCGUCGAUUAUACGUAAGAAAAUAUCUUCGUUGUGCUCUCGAGAUUAACCCCGUUCCCCGAAGGAUCGCCGUAUAAGAACCCCGCGACGGUUCUCGCGCUCUGCCGGGGCGAAGCAGAGGUCAUUGCGAUAGAUUAAAUCGCGGGAGAAACGUGACUCUUGGUCCUCGGGAACAACUACAGUAAACCAAGAGCUUCUUCAAGUUCCAACCCCACGCGAGGCUCACCUCGUCCCGCGCGAACGAGCGAGUCGAUCAAGCGGCAGGGUCAGUUGUGCGUUAUUGUACACGUCGUAUUGUAUUUCCACGGGGAAACCCGCGGGGAUCAGUGUCGAUAAGUGACUACAAGUGCGCGCUGUCAAGUGUGUCGACGCGAAACCCGCAUGGAAGAACUCGGACCCAUGCGUGAUGGCGGCUCGAGAUGUCCCGCGCGCUCCUUCGAGUUCCUCGCCGCCGUCCUCGUCCUCCACGACAUCGUGCACAACGUUCCCCGGAGUCCCUCGACAGGAUAGCAUGGGCGCACCCGAGGACCGCGACAGUUAAAUAUGCGAGAGCUGAACGCCACCGCAUGCGCUGCUUUGUACGACGGCGUCGAGUGGUCAAGCCUAUGGAACCUGGUUACUCUAGUCCUUCUGGUAUUCGUGGCUGUCAUGGUGAUAGUCGGUAACGUUCUGGUCAUAUUGGCCGUCUGCUACACCAGCAAGCUGAGGAACGUGACGAAUAUGUUCAUCGUCAGCCUGGCCGUCGCCGACCUGAUGGUCGGCACCGCCGUCCUGCCAUUCAGCGCUGCCUGGGAGGUUUUUAAGGUCUGGAUAUUCGGAGAUUUCUGGUGCUCCGUGUGGCUGGCGGUCGACGUUUGGAUGUGCACCGCGUCGAUAUUGAAUUUAUGCGCCAUCAGCUUGGAUAGGUACUUGGCUGUGACCAGGCCGGUCAGUUAUCCUCAGCUUAUGUCGACGAAGAGGGCCAGGCUGCUGGUGGCGGCCGUUUGGGUCCUAAGCUUCGUCAUCUGCUUCCCGCCUCUGGUGGGCUGGAAGGACAAACGGUCGCAUCCCACGUACAACGUGACGUUCCCGCUGUACAGCCCGUCCAACACUACCACUAUUCUCGUGCCGGUCAAGCCGUGUCCAUGGAUUUGCGAGUUGACCAACGACGCCGGCUACGUCGUCUACAGCGCUCUAGGCUCCUUCUAUAUACCGAUGCUGGUGAUGAUGUUUUUUUAUUGGCGGAUCUACAACGCCGCGGUCUCUACGACGAAGGCGAUUAAUCAAGGCUUCCGGACAACAAAGGCCUCGAAAAUGCUCGGCACCAGGUGCAGAUUCGACGAACAAAGACUGACCUUAAGAAUACACCGCGGCCGCGGUAGCCUCCAGAACGGAAGCAAUAACGGCAACUCGAGGAGCCCGGACUCGAGCAGCCGCUGCUCCGUCAAACGGGAGAAGAUCAAGAUCUCGGUCUCCUACCCCAGCUCCGAGACGCUCAACACCAAGUGCAACACCCUCGAGAGGACGCCGUCGAGGUGUUCGCAAAUCUCGGUGCAUUACAGCAACGGGCAGACGCAAACGCAGCUUUGUCCAGUCUCGCGUAACACGCAUCUGAAGGUCGGCGGUGUCAAUAGGAUCGGCAGCAGCAAGAGACUGAGCAGACGGAGCAGCUGCGAGAGUCAGGUGACUGGCGACGAGCUGUCGCUGCGCGAGAUAACGCCGAGCUGCGAGGAGAAGCCGAGGGUGAUGAAGAUGGGGAAGAGGAACAUAAAGGCCCAACGAACGAGAGAUCACGAGAGGUCGUGUGCGCAGGUGAAGAGGUUUCGCAUGGAGACGAAGGCGGCGAAGACGUUGGGCAUCAUCGUCGGCGGUUUUAUCGUGUGCUGGCUGCCCUUCUUCACCAUGUACGUGGUGCGCGCGUUCUGCCCGAACUGCAUCCAUCCAACCGUCUUCAGCGUUUUGUUUUGGCUAGGAUACUGCAAUUCCGCGAUCAACCCUUGCAUCUACGCUCUCUUCAGCAAGGACUUCCGCUUCGCCUUCAAGAGGAUUAUCUGCAAGUGUUUCUGCAAGCGACGCGCCAACACCCUGCGACGUGGCAGCGACGGCAGUCAAUUGGCAAUGAGGAACGAGCGUAGUCCGAGCUACUCGAUCCGCGCGCCUCAGCAGGGGAUCUCCAUCGACGACUCGGACCUCGAUCCGGCGUCGGAUCCGACCCACUCGCAGAGCGAGUCCAGAUGAUCGUAGCACGUGCGGCCCGGCGCGCAGUGCGUCGUCUUCAACUCCAGGUCCUCCAAGGCGAGGAUCUUCUCCUUCUGACGGCGGCGGUGCCGCGGGUCGGACGCCCGGGCUCACGUCGUCGGACUGUCGCGUCGCGCGGCGUCGUCACGCGGACCACCCGCCGACGCCCUCGGAGUGCCAACGUUAGACCAUCCGGCCGCACGUCCCGCGCCGAUCACAGACUGACCGACACGUCGCGCGCGUCCGCGUUUCGCGACGAACACGCCGCGACUUGGACGCUGCUCCGGGAAACACGAUCAUCCCUGCGGUUGUCGCGAAUGCGCGCGAGGGAUCGAAGUGGACGAGCGAGCGGCGGGCGACUCGUUCAGCUCUCCUGUUAUUCCGUUAUCCGUUGAAGAAAGUCAGCGAGUAGCUCGCCAUUCGACUCGGCUCACCCUCGCGUCCACCUCCGGCCGAUAAGCUCGACGUGGUGACCGUCGGCGGGGACACCGACCUUCGCCCGAAACACGGAGUGUGCCAAAGUGUGCGCGGCCUUUUUCCGUGGAAUUGAAUCCCGGCGCGUCCAGCUGGGAACGCGGCAAGCUUCUUCGUCGCGCGUAUGGGCGCGAUCGUCGUGAGGAAAUUCGUGGGAAGAAGUCAACGAGGAAACGGAGGAGAAAAACGACUUCCAGCCCCGCAAGAGAGACGCGAAUCUCAUCACGCGCGCGCGCGCUUCUCGCGAAACCGUUUUCGCGGUGCUUCGCUUCGAUUUGUACGUCGGCUACGUUAAGAGCUUAUGAAGAACGGUCUUUCGUCUUUCGCGAGUGACCACCGUCUGGUGAAUUAUAGCGAGCCCCAUCGUCAAGUUACACUUCAAUGUCACGUGAAUCCCGCGCGUAUCGCCGCGGAGUAAUUGCUCGUUCGUUCACCAUCACCUCGAAACGAUGAUUCGAACGAUGCGCACACUAUCGCGGUGAAACAACCCACCAUUGACAUCCCCUUAGUCAUUCCCGAGUUGAAAAUUUAAUCCUACUUUCGACCUUAAUAUUCCAUUUAACAUUUCCACUUUAAUACUCUGAAGCGUAUAUCAAUCUCUUUCAAUUCUAUUAACCUGCUAACUUUGCCGAGAGGUCUCUUAGGUUUUCCCUAUAAAACUCACGGGUAAUAUUUUGUACGUUUUCUGUCAUUUAGAGGCGCUUAGUAGGACUUCCAUGUGUAUUAAAUACGCACUGAUCUCUCAGAACAUACAGAUGUCAAAAAGUUCAUGUCGAAAGUGGGACUAAAAUUUCGACUUGGGUUGAUUCUAGAAAAUUGAGUCUGGAAGAAAAAAAGAGACUGGUUUUUCUAGCAACCAAUAUUGCAGUUAGAUUUCUUGUUUGUAUUCGGAAAGAGAGGUUCACAACUAAAACUAAAGGUAAACAACUGCCGUUGGUCGCCAGAAAAUCCAGAUUCUUGUAGAGCGUCAAUGACUCAGGGGGGUCAAUAAUUGAAUACCAAUAAUUGGAUGUUUCUAUCCACAUUCUAUCUACAUUCGUCUCGCGACUGAUCGCGCACCUCUUUCCACCUCCGAUCAGAACAGCCAGAAUCCCCGAUCGCUCGCUUUCCUCUCACGCAAGCCCACCACCACUUCGCGAUUGCUCCAUUUAUCCCAAAAUCACGAUGAUUCAUGGAGCCGCGUGUCGUAUUUGAUCUCCGCGUCCUCUUAACGCCAACUUCGACGGGAUAAACGGUCGACCGGUCACUCCUAGACUAACUCCGACAUCGGUGGUCGUUGUGUCGGUCGUGUCGUGGCCCUUUAACCAUGACACGUUUCGCGUCGCCGUUAAUGAAGACUCACGCUAGGAGACCCGAAGUCAUCGACGCUCGAUAAUGAUCCAUCCGAAUGCACCGGCACCGCCAUCGCUCUCGGCGAUCGAAGAGAGACGUGUUCGAGAGACGCGGGUAUAACGAGCGCCACAGCAGGUCUAUGUACAUAUCGGUAUCUAUGUGUACGCAAUAACACGCUAAGUAUGUCGUUAUCUUCUACAUAAACCGAUGUUUUCGCGCGCACACUCGUAUAAGUCGGCGUUUCUCCUCUUCCUUUCUCCUCAUCGUCCUCCUCCUUCUUCUCCUCCUCUACCUGCUAUUGCUGUUUUUCCUUCUUCUAGAAUUCUCUCUCUUUCUCUUCUCCUCCAUCCCGCCUUCUUUCCCUCUCUAUUUCUUUCUCUGUUUCCUCAGCCUCCUCCGGCUUGCUACUUUCCGCAUUCGCGUGAUUUUCCAAGACACAGCUGGAACGUGGCUACGACUCUCGGAGAUGCCGUUAAUCCUCCACGUUUUUUUUUCUACGUAAGCCCGCGACUGUGUAUAAAGGACAUCAUGUCACGUCGUUGUAUUACAUACACCGCGCGCGUGUACGCAACACAUGUUAUUACACGGCACAAAACAAAGCAAUACGCGCCGAGCAGCGACACGAUUAUAUUCCGACGCUCGCGUGCUGAAGGACUCAUCAUCCCCCUUUUAGAUCGUUGCCCUUUAGCUAGGUUUCUAUUUCGGCGAGAGGGGGCGGCGAGACGGCCGAUCGACUUCAAUGCGUGAUUCGUGUAUUAUGUGAUAUGUAUAUCGUAUAAAUACGUAAGAAACACACGGAUGAGAAUAAAAUAUGUGAAUACGUACGAACAGAGCUGUGAGCCCUCGUUAUCCACGUUUCGUCCAGGUCAAGGAGGUCAACGGGAGAAGAACGCUUUCGAGAUACGUACACCGCAGAUGACAGUGACUUCCCUUUGUUGCAGUGUCAAUUAUACAGCAACAGGUAAUUAUAAUCUAACUUCUGUCAAUUGUUCUCGCUUACGCAUACGUGACACGCUUUGACGAGUACAGCGGCUUGUAAAACGGUUCAGGUCCAACGAAGUUUGGAAUUCACGAAACUGUCAAAAUUGACAGUCAUUACCGACGGAUUUGCAGGAUAAUAAUGUAUAAUUAAUAACAUAAUCAGAAUUGACAGUUGCGAUUGGUAAAUCCCGUUAAAAUGACAAAUCAAAUUAAUUAAAGUUGAUAGAAAGGGGCAUAAGCCGUUUUGCAACCCACUACACAUAAAGAUUUAUUACA